Molecule: messenger RNA, 1002 nt
Organism: Lathyrus oleraceus (garden pea)
Lineage: Eukaryota; Viridiplantae; Streptophyta; Magnoliopsida; Fabales; Fabaceae
Exons: 2
Coding region: 1-1002 (333 amino acids)
Source: RefSeq, a predicted model, not a curated record
AUGGAAGAUGCUCUUUGGAAGGAUCUAGUGAAGAGGCUAAAUUUCCUAAUUUCCAGAGAAAUAACCCUUAUUCCAACACCUACAAUCCCAGAUGGAAAGAUCACCCGAAUUUUAGAUGGAUCUUUCAAAGAUGUAGAAACAAGUUUCGAGCUGAUCACCAACAGAGGUGAAAAUGAAAUAGUGGAAGAGGAUUUGAUGGAAAAGGAAGAAUUGAUGACUGAAAGAGAGGAAAGUAAAAAUCAGGGUGACCAAGAGGAGAUAGGAGCCACCAUUGAACAAUUAAUAGAUAAAAACUCCUCAUGGAGAAGGACUAAGAAGCAGAUUCUUAAUUAUCCCAAUCCAGAACUACCUGAUUACAUCAAACCGCCUUAUCUUAUAAUUAAGAAGAAACCAUUACAGGAAGAUGAGGUAAAAUUGUUUACAAAGUUUAAAGAGAUGUUGGCUACAUUUCAAGUAAGUAUCUCGUUUCACGAAAUUUUAGAACUAAUUCCCAAGUUUGCUAAAUUCAUGUUGGCAUUGCUAAAGGAUACAAAGCCAAAGUUGGUCAAAGAACAGGUGAACAUGAUAGAAAAAGAUGAGACGGCAGUGCCUCAAUCAUUUCCACCAAAGAUGACUGAUCUAGGAAAGUUCACCAUCGCUUGUACAAGUGGUGGAGUAAAGAUCCCACACACUUUAUGUCAUUUAUGGUCCAAUAUCAAUGUCAUGCUGAUGAAUAAGUUUAAAGAAUUGAAAUUGGGAGAGACCAUACCGAGUAAUAUGACUCUCACUUUAGCUGAUUCAUCUAUUACUCAUCUGCUUGGUAUCGUACAAGACGUGUUAGUGCAUGUCGAUGGUUUAGUCUUUCCUGCAUAUUUUAUAGUAACUGACAUGAAAGGAGAUUCAAGAAGGUUAGUUAUUCUCAGAUGCCCAUUCUUGGCAAUCGGGAAAGCUUUAAUAGAUGUGGAAACAUGUGAAAUUGUCUUGAAGUUCAACAAGGAAAAGGUGAUGUUUAAUGUGUAUUGA